Molecule: messenger RNA, 1847 nt
Organism: Passer montanus (Eurasian tree sparrow)
Lineage: Eukaryota; Metazoa; Chordata; Aves; Passeriformes; Passeridae
Product: leucine-rich repeat and calponin homology domain-containing protein 4-like
Exons: 13
Coding region: 67-1440 (457 amino acids)
Molecular function (GO): protein binding
Source: RefSeq, a predicted model, not a curated record
GGUCCGGAAGCGUCCCGGGCUCAGUCUGGCAGCGGCGGCCGCGGCGAGCGGAGCUCCGGGGCCGCCAUGGCCGCGGCGGCGCUGGGGGCUGUCCCGGCCGAGCCGCCGCCGCCGCCGGGCCGCCUGCCCGGAGGAGCCGGCACUGAGCGCGCCCUGGAAGAAGCAGAGGCCUCCGGCACGCUCAGCCUGGCCGGCCGGCGGCUGCGCGCCUUCCCGGCGGCGGCGGCGCGGCGCUGGGACCUCAGCGACACCACCCAGGCCGACCUGUCGCGGAACCGCUUCGGCGAGGUGCCGGAGGCCGCCUGCCGCCUGCCCUCGCUGGAGGGGCUCAGCCUGCACCACAACUGCCUGCGCAGCGUCCCGCCGGCCAUCGCCAACCUGCAGGCCCUGGCACACCUGGACCUCAGCCGCAACCAGCUGAGCUCGCUGCCCGCCUGCCUGUGCCUGCUGCCCCUGCGCGUCCUCAACGCCAGCAACAACCGGCUGGCCGCGCUGCCGCCGAACCUGGGCGCCCUGCGCACGCUGCGGCAGCUGGACGUGGGCUCCAACCGGCUGCGGGCGCUGCCGCCGGGGCUGGGGCAGCUGCGGGCGCUGCGGGACCUCAGCGUGCGGCGGAACCAGCUGGCGGCGCUGCCCGACGAGCUGUCGGAGCUGCCGCUGGUGCGGCUGGAUUUCUCCUGCAACCGGGUGGUGGCGAUUCCGCGCUGCUUCCGCCGGCUCCGGCACCUGCAGACGCUGCUGGCCGACAACAACCCGCUGCAGUUCCCCCCCGCCCAGAUCUGCCUGAAGGGCAAAGUCCACAUCUUCAAGUACCUGGAAGCCGAGGCUGCCGCCCAUGCUCCGCCGGCGUGCCCCCCGGACGAGCCGUGUCCCCUCCGGCAGAGGGGGGGGCUGGACUCCGGCUUCCACAGCGUGGACAGCGGCAGCAAGCGCUGGUCAGGGAACGAGUGCACAGAGGAAUCCUCGGAGCAGGAGUCGAGACGAGUCCUUGGGGCAGCUGGUGACAGUGACCCGGAGCAGCUGGAGGAGCAGCCCUGGCCCGAGGUGAUGUCCCCCCCCCACCCCUCUCUGAUCCCCCCCUCUCGGGACCCCCCCCCGGAGACCCCCCCCGACGGCGACGCUGACGCCCCCCCCCCUGAGCCGCCCGGGGGGGUCCCCGCCGUGCCCCCCACCCUGCAGAGCCUGGAGGCGCUGCUGCAGCUGCGGCUGCCGGACGAGCUGGGGGACCCCGAGCUGCUGGGGCGCGUGGCGGCGCGGCUGCGGCCCUGGGCCAGCCCCCCCAGCCCCCGCCGGACGCCGCCGCCCUGCCGCCGCUCGGGGCUCCCCGAGGCGAAGCCCCCCGACCCCCGGCGCCCCCCGCCCGGGCUGCUCUUCGCCCUCUUCUACGGCCUCCUCAUGGCGCUGCUCGUGGCCGCCCACCGCGCGCUCUUUGGCUGCUGAGGGACCCCCGGGAGGCCCCCCAAAAUCACGGGGAGCCCCCCGACCCCCGGGGGACCCCCAGACCCCCGUGGGGGUCCCGCCUUUGCACCUUUCCUUGCCCCCCCCCUUUCUUUUCUUGUGCCUUAACGCUGGGGAAACUGAGGCAGGGAAAGGGGAGGGGCUGAACCCCUUGUGCACCCCCCCUUAAUUAUUGGUAUUAUGAUUAAUUAUGACGAGUUAUUAUUAUGAGUUUUAUUAUUAUAAUGAGCUGUCGCUAUUAUAAUGAGGUAUUAUAAUGAGUUGUUAUACAGGACUGUGAGCAUAUUAAGUUAAUUAUUACAGUUAAUUACGGUGAGAGAACACUAAAAUGCGGAUGACCAAAAUUUAUUGUAAUUAAUUAUUAUUAAAAUUAUUAUAUUUAACUACGA